Molecule: messenger RNA, 1780 nt
Organism: Acipenser ruthenus (sterlet)
Lineage: Eukaryota; Metazoa; Chordata; Actinopteri; Acipenseriformes; Acipenseridae
Product: succinate dehydrogenase cytochrome b560 subunit, mitochondrial-like
Exons: 6
Coding region: 66-575 (169 amino acids)
Biological process (GO): mitochondrial electron transport, succinate to ubiquinone; tricarboxylic acid cycle
Cellular component (GO): membrane
Molecular function (GO): succinate dehydrogenase activity; electron transfer activity
Source: RefSeq, a predicted model, not a curated record
UGGUUUUGAUUUCACACGCCCGACAAAUCAAAACUACAGAACCCACGGGCGGCGUGUUCCGAUAAAUGCGCGCAUCGCGAUCUUUGGUCCAGCGGAGCGCAGCUGUAUCGUCCGGGUCCCAGAGUUGUCUCCUCUACAGACAUGCUGUUGCCAUGGGAACAAAUGCCAAAGAGCAAAUGCAGAAAUUGACGGAUAAAAACAGCCGCUUGGCCAGACCGCUGUCUCCCCAUAUCACCAUCUACAGAUGGUCAGUUCCAAUGAUGAUGUCAAUAACUCACAGAGGGACGGGGGUCGGUCUGAGUGCAGGUGUCGCUGUGUUUGCUGUCUCGGCGCUGGUUCUGCCAGGAGACUUUGCCUCCUAUCUCAAUCUGAUCCAGUCCCUGUCUCUCGGUCCGGCUCUUAUUUGCACUGCCAAGUUUGGGCUGGCGUUCCCCGUGGCGUUCCACUCCUUCAACGGGAUCCGCCAUCUGAUGUGGGACCUGGGGAAAGGCUUUCGCAUGCCUGAGGUGUACAGAUCGGGCUACGCAGUCAUCGCCCUGUCUGUCCUGUCAGCCAUCGCACUGGCAGCGCUGUAGAGCACAAAACAUGAAGACUCACACACACACACACACACACACACACACACACACCCCGUCAUCGCCCUGUCUGUCCUGUCAGCGAUCGCACUGGCAGCGCUGUAGAGCACGAAACAUGAAGACACGCACACACACGCACACACACACACCCCGUCAUCGCCCUGUCUGUCCUGUCAGCGAUUGCACUGGCAGCGCUGUAGAGCACGAAACAUGAAGACACACACGCACACACACACACACACACACACACACACACCGUCAUCGCCCUGUCUGUCCUGUAAGCGAUCGCACUGGCAGCGCUGUAGAGCAUGAAACAUGAAGACACACACACACGCACACAGACACACACACACACACACACACACGCGUGCGCACACACACACACACACGCACCUCUCAUCCAUCCAUCCAUCCAUCCAUCCAUCCUGUCUACUUCAGGCUCUUUGUUUUUGGUCACAUUGUCCCUGUUAAAGUUAUUUUGAGCCGACUCUUUGAAAAGUUAAAGAAGAUCACUUUUUUUUUUCUCUUCUGUGACUUGAAUGAGGUGUGUCUCUGUCUAUUUAUCCUAUCGAUCUAUUGAUCUCUCUCGCUCUCUAUCUCUCGCUCUCUAUCUCUCGCUCUCUAUCUCUCGCUCUCUAUCUCUCGCUCUCUAUCUCUCGCUCUCGCUCUCUGUCUCUGUCUCUGUCUCUCUCCCUCUCGCUCUAUCUAUCUAUAAUCAGUUUUGUUGAUUUGAGGGCUGUUAUAAAGCUGAAAUGCUCCCACCCUCACUACCUAUAAUACUGUAGCUGUGGUUUUGUCUCAUUGAUGAUGAGUUUAAAUCAUUAUUAAUGAAACCAGUUGCGGAAGAAAAAAAUAAAAAUCGAAAUCAACACUAUUUUAUUUAUUUAUUUUUUAAAUAUACACAGGAGUCGGAUCAGAAUUAGCUUGCAAAGGGACAUCGCGUGAUCCUAAACAAAACGAUUGUGCGUACGUCAUUAAACGGUUGAUCGCUUCAGACGCAUUUUGUGUUUAAUUUCAGUCCUGCGUUUUAUUUUCUUUUGUCGAGUUGAAGAAUGCCAAACCAAGUGACGUCAUUUCGAACUCCUUUAUUCAGUUCACACACGAGAACAACACACGCACACACAAAAAUACAUAUCUUUUGUUAAGAGGGACUUUGGGAUUUUUUUAACCAUGUAAAUAAGUCUCUCUGGAGAAAAAAAAAGAAA